AUGUUAAGGGUCGCUUCUGUGCAAAAGGCUACUAUACAAUUACAUUUGCCAGUAUCCCGUUGGCGGAAAUUGCGGGAAGAUUACAAUAGAGCGACCCGAUUGGUUCGUUCCUUUGAUGAUGCAAUUAACAGUAUUGUGUUUACUUCAUUUGCAAGUAAUCUUUAUUUCGUAUGUCUACAACUUUACCACCUGCUCAAAUUUUUCAACGGAUACGAACUCUCUAUAUAUGUCACGUUUUCUUUGAUGUUCGUUCUCUCGCGAUCGUUGGCGGUUUCGCUCACCGCUGCUCAGGUGCAUUCCGCGUCCCUCGUGGCGGCUCCAUCGCUUUACAACGUUCCAUCUUCCUCGUAUAGUACCGAGGUUCAAAGGUUUCUUGAGCAAAUCCAUGGCGAUACCGUAGCGUUGACGGGUCUUAACUUUUUCUACAUAACUAAAGAGUUGGUUUUGUCUGUGGUUGGUACUAUCGUAACUUAUGAGCUCGUCUUGCUGCAGUUCAAUCAAUAA
This is a messenger RNA of Vanessa atalanta (red admiral), 504 nucleotides long. Its product is annotated as gustatory receptor for sugar taste 64f-like. Gene Ontology annotation, molecular function: taste receptor activity. Gene Ontology annotation, biological process: sensory perception of chemical stimulus; detection of chemical stimulus involved in sensory perception of taste. The record is from RefSeq and is a predicted model, not a curated record. The transcript is spliced from 5 exons. Gene Ontology annotation, cellular component: membrane. NCBI's taxonomy places the organism in Eukaryota, Metazoa, Arthropoda, Insecta, Lepidoptera, Nymphalidae. The coding region runs from base 1 to 504 and encodes 167 amino acids.